AUGCUUCUCUAUUUCGUAUUUUGUUGCUCCCCCGUGGAUGCAGUCUCCGUGCAUGUUGAAUACGUUUCCAAGGGCACACUUCUCCACCAUUGUGCUGAUGUACUCGUCCUCUCUCAGGUCGUUCUUGUACAGCCGCCUCAGAAUGUCAUACGACAUGAUUUUGAGGGUGCUGAAGUCUCUCUUCGUGUAGGAGCACAGCCUGCUUGUGAUCUUCCCAAUCACCUCUCUCAGCAGCAGAUACGCCUGGUUUGUCUCCCUACGGACGUAGUUGCUUGCUAUGCACUUCACCUCUCUCAGGUUUGCUGUAUGUUUCACCAGGCCAUAAAACAUCUUCUUGUCAUCAACCAGUAA
This is a messenger RNA of Enterospora canceri, 351 nucleotides long. The record is from the annotation of a GenBank genome assembly. Lineage: Eukaryota; Fungi; Microsporidia; Enterocytozoonidae.